AAAAAAAUGAAAAAAUGAAAAAUGAAAAAUGCUGCCCAAACAACGGAACAGAGCAGAAGCACAUGACACGCGGAUGACCUAAUCGCUCGCUGCCUGCUGAGUCAUGCUCUGCAGUGUGACUUUGCUUGAUCACGAUCCGGCAUCAUUCAUUCUUCGUCUCCUUCAGCUUCUUCUCAGCAACUCCCCAGCUUCAUUUAUUUGCCGAUGAUCCCGUCUCAUUCUUCUUUGUAUGCUCUUCUUUGAUCCCCUUUAAUCCCUCCGGGCCGUGUUGCCUCUCCUAGGGUUGUUGUUGUUCUGGCUGUUUCUAUGUCAAGCUCUCUAUUCACCGACUCUUUUCCCUCUCCACACUCCCACCAGUAAUAAGACACACACACACACACUCACCUCUCUCACUACUGGACGUGUGCCUGUGGGCCAUCUCUUAUUUUAUUCCUCUACAUACCUCCUAUACUGCCGUACGACCAGUUUUGAUAUAUCACUCUCUAUGCCCGCGACUGGACUGAACCUAGCUAACGAUGUUUUCGGAAUAUGCCUCCCGAUUCCUAGCCCAGUCCCAGUCCAGAAUAGCCUUCAGUCCAGAUAACAACGAAAGACAAGGCUCAGACCGUUACAAUAGAAGAUUCAAUCAGCCUUCUGGGUCUUCGCGAAAUCCAGCCUCCAGGUCCUAUCUUCACCGCGCCAUUGGCAACCCCUACCAACCAAGCUCGUCUCACAUCUCGCACUUCCCCUUUUCCUCAAGGGCCUCCAUACAGCAUGCUCCUCUCUUCUACAGUGCUGCUGAUGAAUUUAGAGAAGAAGAUGACGAGCAGGAGCACGAACGCGAAAUUGCAGAUUUCUACGCCCUGCAGAGAUCUCGACGCCAUUUCGACUCGAGGCAUCUGGAAGAGUCAUCCGAGGUUGAUGACGAUGGCAAGCACUCUGAAAAUAGUAUGGAUGCUGCUGGUAGUAACCAUAGCAAUCGCGGAAGAGGCGGAGGCAUCAAGAGCUCCUGGCGUGCCGGUAGAUCUAGUGAUGCCACGCCUGUUCUGGGAGGCAAGCCCUUCGAGCGACUAGACGAAAGUGAUGAGAAUGAGGCUGACGAUAGGGGCAGCACGGGCGCCAGCUCUCUUGGGAAAGAUAGGAUGGUUGAUGUUGGCCUAGAAGAUACGCUGAGGAGUGAUAUGGUGAACGUGCAACGAGAUAGCGCGCGUGAUGAUUUCGCUGAUGAUGACUCUCCACCAGCCGUCCAACAGUUCCGAAAACAACCUGACAUCGCGGGGGACCAUUUCCAAACUAGCUCCUCCUUCUUACCCAAAGAAACGGAUAAGCGCGCCCUUCUGGAGCAUCCUCGCCCUCCAAGCUCUACGGGAUCGUCCGUUCCGGCGUCAAUGACGCACCCGGACUUCGAACCUCCCCAGCAUGACGCAUUUUGGGGCAACCUCUUUUUAAUCUCUCUCGUGGGCAUGUUUGCUACAGCUUUUCUUAUUUAUUUGCACACGUCCCUACCAGAGGGUAAGCCUAUCCUUGGCGAUACCAUUUAUUCCACUCUUCAUGCCUCUUUUUUUCUCUUAGCGAUAUAUACUCUGGUUUCCAUUCUGGUUUCUUUGUUGUGGCUAGCGUUCCUUCGUUCAUAUGUCCGCCCCUUGGUCUAUUUGGUUUUAUUAGCAGUCCCUCUGAUACUCUACACAUUUGCUCUUUUUCCUUUCAUUGCUAGCUUUGGCGGGGCUUGGCAUGGCCAAAGCAUCCAAGACAAAGUCAUGCGCUGGGGUUCCUUGGUACCCGCCAUAAUUGCAUCUGUCUGGGUAUAUUCCGUCAUUCAGGGUCGUUUUUCAACGGAAAAAGCGAUCAGCAUCUUGGAGUUUUCAUGUCGCAUUCUUGCAUCCAGCCCAGCGCUGCUCGCACUUGGGUUUAUCACCUUGGCUGUUAUCGCCUCCUGGACAUGGGUAUGGAUCCUCAUGUUCACCCGCGUGUUCCUUGGUGGCCAUAUCUCCACAACAAAAAAUAUGUUUAUAAUCAACGCGGGAAGCUGGUGGCUGGCCGUCUACUUCAUCCUAAUUUAUCUUUGGUCCCUGGGAGUGAUUUCAGGUAUCCAAAGGACCGUCACGGCUGCAACUGUCAGUCAGUGGUACUUCCACCGGUUAUCAGUACCAGCACCUUCAUCCCGACAAAUCGUACAGGCAGCAUUAAUUCACUCCGUCAGCACAUUAUUCGGCACCAUCUGCCUCUCAACACUCCUCGCCCUACUGAUACGUCUACCACUAAUCGUCCUUCCUAGACGGUUGUCGUCGUUUCUAUCUUUAGCCGCAUACUCUUGCGUUCCCACUCCCAUCGCCGCUCUCACUAACUCCCUAACUCUAACCUACAGCGCCAUCCACUCACUGCCCCUGGGCAUUUCCGCCCGCAGCCUCAGCCAAAUGACGUUCCUCGCCCCAUCAACAGCAGCCACCUCACUCCACCCAACCUCCUUCUCCUCUAACCCACGAGGCAACACCAACGGUCACAACAAUUCUUCUCUCCUUCCAUACCGCCUCGCCAAACUUUUCCUCCAUGCUAUGCGCUUCACAAUGUCGUUAUGUCUAGGUUUCGGCGGGUGGGUAUCUACCGCUCGUGGCUUGCAAUUAGCUACUACGGGAACAGGAACGGGAACAACCUCCACUAUCCGAGGCAGUUUAUACGCGUAUGUUGUGGGAUUGAUUGCGGGGGCUAUUGGCUGGGGUGUCCUGGGUGCGAUGGAAGGCGUGCUGACUGGCGUCGUGGAUGCAGCUGUUGUUUGCUGGGCUAGUGAGGUGGGCAGCGAGAGGAGGGAGGCGAGGUAUUGUCGGGAAGCUGGGUGGUUGUUUGGUGGGGAGAGGAAUCGCGGAAGAGGUAGGGAGAGCGAGGAUGAUUACGACGUUUGAUAUAAAUCUUUUCCCAUUGAUUUGAUGCGAGCGCUUUCAUUUAUCAACUAGCGAAAUGAUUCUCGGAGCGUAUCUCAUUUGAAAAAAAAUUUUGGACUAGAGCGAGCAGAGCAUUUAUGUUAUCUAUUUUUGUUUCUGCUAUGAAUGGAUGGCGAUGGUUACAGCAAAAUGCUUUAUGCGCAUGCAUGCAUUGCAACAUCCCUUUUCUAUCAUAACUUGAAGGCUGCAUUGAGUGGUGCAAGUUGCCCGGUUGGCCUGGCCUUUAUUUAUAAUUAGUUAGAAGAAGAUAUCAUUUAUUUUUCAUUUGUUUUUCACAGUAUCUUUCGUCCAUUAGGAUUAUUUACGUUUUCGUGAUUUUAUUUCUUCAUCCUGAGCAAAACGAACGUUGUUUCUACAUAUUCCCCAACACCACAAGUGACAAUUGAUGUUUUCACGCUUUCUUGCGGGUUAAUCUUUAACGACUAAAAAACGACUAUGAGAUCAUCGAAUAAUUUCCAUUCAUGCAACCAUGUCACCUCAGUCAAUACUACAAUUUCUCAGUUCCA
Messenger RNA from Blastomyces gilchristii SLH14081, 3421 nucleotides. RefSeq lists its product as uncharacterized. Gene Ontology annotation, cellular component: plasma membrane. The coding region runs from base 516 to 2876 and encodes 786 amino acids. The transcript is spliced from 2 exons. Gene Ontology annotation, molecular function: transmembrane transporter activity. The record is from RefSeq and is a predicted model, not a curated record. Gene Ontology annotation, biological process: transmembrane transport. NCBI's taxonomy places the organism in Eukaryota, Fungi, Ascomycota, Eurotiomycetes, Onygenales, Ajellomycetaceae.